GCUUUGUAUUUACAAACAAAUCAAGUCUCGUUUUUCAAAUAUUAUUUUGCAGUACUGUUGAACUCGUUCUACUCUGACUGGAUUGAUGCAUUACUUUUAAUUCGUGCUAUUUAUAGGAAAUCAACUUAAAAUGGCAUGUCCUCAUACGGAAUACGCACUGGACAUGGACGUAGAAAAUAUGUGCCGUAUUUGCCUGUCGCAAACUGAUGCCAGUGAGCGAUUGUUUCACAUCUUUUCCUCUGCGAUUGUGGAUGGAUUCCUGGUCGCUAUCCCAGAUGUAUUGCAGUUUUGUGUGAAUCUAACGGUGUCCAAGUCCGAUGGGAAGCCUUGCAAGAUUUGCCAGAAAUGCAAAAGCCAGUUACUGGAAUUUUACCUAUUCAAACAAAAAUGUCAACGCACCGACAAAGUACUUCAAGAAGCUCUUGGAUCACCGAUUAAACAAAAUGAUUCUGAUUUACUAUUAGCUAGCCUAAGAUCACCUAGUGUUUCCGAUGAUAACAUUAUGGUCGAAAUACUCGAGAGCAGUACAAAUUGCGAAGAUACCGCCCUUGAUGAACCCAAUACCAUUGGGAUGCCAGAACAAACUGAAAAUCAGUGUCAUCUAUGUGACCAAAUUUUUCAAACCGAAAAGGAUCUUCAGGAUCACGCUGUGGUUCAUUGUUCAAUGAUAUCUGAUCAGGAUCAGGAAAGUUUUAUCGAUGAUGGACAUUAUCCCGAAUAUGAUGAGACUGAGGUAGAUGACAAAAGUACCGUGGCUGGAACACAUAAUGGAGAUGAAACAUCGGUUGAAACGGAACAUUCUGCUAUAGUUAAUGAAGAAGAUGCCUAUUACAUAGCAGAUGAUUUAAAGAUGCAGAGACACAUGUCGGUCGAAAAACUAUUGAACGAUCAAAGUAAGGAUACAUCAGUUGAUCCAAGCCAUGAAGAACAGGAUGAUGAAAGUAUUGCUACAAUAGUAGCAGAGAAUGAUGAACCAGUUGAAGUCAAAUCAAUUCAGAGUCAAAAUGACAUUACCUCUUGUACAGAAAAAUCACUGGAAGUUCAUUUACGAUGUAAUAUUUGCGGGAAAACAGUCAAAGGGCGUUCACGUUACUUCAAACACCUACGAACUCACGAUGUUAGUACAAAUGUAACGGAAUUCUUAAACUAUCACAUUUGUAGUAUUUGCUUGCAAGUUUUUCUUCAUGAAUCUGAGUACACAGAUCACUUGAAAUCGGCAGAUCAUUAUCACCAAACCGACAGCCUUCCACUAAACGGCGAAGAAGCAUCUUACAUUUGUGGAGUAUGCUCGGCAAAAUACUCAAGAAUUGAUUACGUCAAGCAGCACCUCCUGUCGCAUCUUCGAUCGUUUCCAUGUCCUUUCGCCGGAUGUGGAUGUGAGUACACGUCUUCGGCUCGGCUCGGACUGCACAUAUCCAGCAAGCACAUUGAAUAUGAAACGUACCAAUGUCAGCACUGUGGAGAGAAAUCCUUCGUGUCGAAGGCCGAAUUGCAGCAGCACUUGAGAGUGGAGUGCAAUGGGAAAAAGUAUCACUGUGAUCACUGUGAUAAGAAAUUUUUGUCAUCGCGAUCCCUCGCACAUCAUUUGAAAUGUCUGGAGAAGAAACAUCGGUGCGGCGAAUGUGGCAAAACGUUCGCCCAACAUGGAGAGCUCAAAUUGCACGAACGGAUGCACAACGGCGAGCGGCCUUUCAAAUGUACGAUUUGUGGCAAGACCUAUAAAACUGCUUCGCUUCGGACGGCACAUAUGGAUUCCCAUAUUGACGGGAAAACGUUUCAGUGCCAAAUAUGUGGAAAACAAUUGCAAACUCGUACCUGUUAUCGGAAUCACAUCAAACGGCACUCAGAGGAAAGAAAGCAUGAGUGUGAUGUGUGUUCGAAAAUGUUUUAUACGAAGUACAACGUGAAAAUUCACAAGCAGAAGGUCCAUAAAUUGACACAGGGUGUCAAUCAGGAGAAGCUGGAUAAGCUAUAGUUUUUAAAUGUGUGAAAAAAAUCGAAAAAAAAAAUUACAUUCGCAUAACGAAACCUG
Aedes aegypti (yellow fever mosquito) is the source of this 2032-nucleotide messenger RNA. Its product is annotated as zinc finger protein 37 homolog. Gene Ontology annotation, cellular component: nucleus. NCBI's taxonomy places the organism in Eukaryota, Metazoa, Arthropoda, Insecta, Diptera, Culicidae. Bases 131 to 1975 code for a protein of 614 amino acids. The transcript has 4 exons. Gene Ontology annotation, molecular function: RNA polymerase II transcription regulatory region sequence-specific DNA binding; zinc ion binding; DNA-binding transcription factor activity, RNA polymerase II-specific. The record is from RefSeq and is a predicted model, not a curated record. Gene Ontology annotation, biological process: regulation of transcription by RNA polymerase II.